AUGAUUGAAGACCUCUUGGCGGGCACAACGCCCAUCCGGACCUCAUCCUGGCUGCUGGGGCUGUUCGUUAUUUUCUGUGUAUUUCGCAAACUCCAAGCCUCAGCACAAAUAGCACGUCUUGGCGCCAGGGCCCCAAAGAUUAAAUUCCAUCUCCCAUAUGCCCUUGACUUCAUCUACAAAGGACAGCAGGCCAACUUAGCGAGCCAAGACCUCGAAUUUUGGAAUGAUUCUAUUGCGCAAGCAGGGGGAAGGAAGAGUGUCAAGACCGCCGAGCUUGACGCUGGUAUUUCUACCCGCGCCAUCAUGACCAAGGAUCCGGAGAACAUUAAAGCACUACUUACCGGUCAGUUCGCCGACUACGGCAAGGGCGAGUCAUUCCACAAGGAAUGGAAAGAAUUCCUAGGCGAUAGUAUCUUCGCCACAGACGGAGAACUAUGGUCUCGCUCUCGCCAACUCAUUCGUCCAAUGUUCGUCCGUGAACGUAUUGUCGAUACAGAAAUCUUCGAGAAGCAUGUUCAGAAACUCAUUCCACUCCUCGGAGGCAGCGGUUCACCCACCAGUAGCAAGGUGGUCGAUGUCGGCUCACUCUUCUUCCGAUAUACUCUCGACGCAGCAACAGACUACCUCCUCGGCCAAGGAACAGACAGUCUUGACAACCCUGAAACAGGCUUCGCGGAAGCAUUCAGAUAUGUCCAACAACGUCAGGCAGAGUUAUUCCGCUUCGGAGUCUUCAAUUUCGCCAUGUCAAAGGUCGAGUUCCGCAAAAACCUAAAGAGAAUGGACGAGUUCAUCCAACCGUACAUCCAUACCGUGCUUUCACUUUCGACCGAUGAAUUAGACCAAAAGCUCUCAAAACGCGAAACCUUCCUAGACGCUCUUGCCCGGUUCACUCGCGACCCCCGCGUCCUCCGUGACCAACUCGUCGCCGUCCUCCUCGCAGGCCGCGACACAACAGCAGGUACACUAUCUUUCACGCUCUUUGAGCUCUCCAGACACCCAGAAGUCGUUUCCAAGCUACGGGCCGAAAUCCGGGAUCGUCUUGGUCUCGGCGCUGACGCCCAGAAACCCUCCUACACAGACCUGAAGGAAAUGAAAUACCUUAACGCAGUCAUGCAUGAGACGAUGCGCGUCUACCCUGUUGUUCCGUUUAAUGUGCGCUACUCGUUACGAGAUACAACGCUCCCUCGUGGCGGCGGGCCAGAUGGGUUAGAUCCUAUUGGUGUGCGAGCCGAUACACGAAUCAUAUACUCUACCAUGCUGAUGCAGCGGGAUCCGGAUUUGUAUGAUGGGCCUGAGUCAGAGAAUUACUUUGAUCCCGCGAAGUGGAUUCCUGAUAGGUGGGUUUCUGGGUGGCAGCCUCGACCUUGGCAGUUUAUUCCUUUUAAUGGGGGGCCGAGGAUUUGUAUUGGACAGCAGUUUGCGACUAUUGAGAUGGGGUACACUAUCAUUAGGAUCUUGCAGGCUUAUGAGAAGAUUAUUGCGCUUCCUGUUGGAGGCAAAGAGAAGGUUGAAGAUCCAAAGCUUCGGUUUGAGGUUACGCUUAGUCCUGGAUCGGAGUUGAAUUGUGUUUUUGUUAAAUAA
Molecule: messenger RNA, 1581 nt
Organism: Penicillium soppii
Lineage: Eukaryota; Fungi; Ascomycota; Eurotiomycetes; Eurotiales; Aspergillaceae
Product: cytochrome P450
Exons: 2
Coding region: 1-1581 (526 amino acids)
Molecular function (GO): heme binding; iron ion binding; oxidoreductase activity, acting on paired donors, with incorporation or reduction of molecular oxygen
Source: RefSeq, a predicted model, not a curated record